AUGAUGGAGGACAGCGCUCCCCUGACUGUUGUGGAGACACUGCGCUCACUGGCGCAGCAACAUGGCUUGGACGUUAAGGGCGGCAAGAUCCGCCGCACAUCGUCGCGGUUCUGUUUCGGUGUCGAACAUGGCGACUACAAUGGAACAGAGCUCUUUGGCGUCGGGACAGGUGAGUGA
Salpingoeca rosetta is the source of this 177-nucleotide messenger RNA. RefSeq lists its product as uncharacterized. The record is from RefSeq and is a predicted model, not a curated record. NCBI's taxonomy places the organism in Eukaryota, Choanoflagellata, Craspedida, Salpingoecidae. The coding region runs from base 1 to 177 and encodes 58 amino acids. The transcript has 2 exons.